Molecule: messenger RNA, 2379 nt
Organism: Scheffersomyces amazonensis
Lineage: Eukaryota; Fungi; Ascomycota; Pichiomycetes; Serinales; Debaryomycetaceae
Product: metalloendopeptidase
Exons: 2
Coding region: 88-2379 (763 amino acids)
Biological process (GO): peptide metabolic process
Cellular component (GO): mitochondrion
Molecular function (GO): metalloendopeptidase activity
Source: RefSeq, a predicted model, not a curated record
AGUUUAUAAUACGAUACAUUACAUUUUACAGUAAUAUAUAUCUAUAUAAAUUUACAUUGGUAAUUAGUUGAUGUUUCAGUAAGAAAUAUGAGAAUAGUGGGAGUGGCUCUUAAAAUACGAAGAUCUGAUCAUUUAAGGCUAGUAUUCGAUGAUCAAAAGUACUUUCGUAAUUUUAAUAAGGAUUCUGAAAGUAAAGUUGGACCAUUACCUUCAUUAUUAUCUAAUAAAAAAACAGGUUUAUUUAAGAAUGAAAAUUUAUCUACCCCAGAUGGACUUAUAGAGUUCUCUAAAGUAUCUUUAAAACAAGCUAAACAGUUGGUUGAACUCAUGAUACAAGAGGCAAAAUCAAAUGAAGUAGGAAAAUUAAAUUAUAUCAACCGAUUAGAUCAACUUUCCGAUAUAUUAUGUCGAGUAAUCGACGUUGCAGAAUUUAUCCGAGUAGCCCAUCCAAGUGAAAAAUGGAUUAAUGCAGCUCAACAAACUCAUGAAAUUAUGUUUGAAUAUAUGAAUCAACUUAAUACAAAUGUGGAAUUGUAUAAACAUUUACGGGAUAUAUUAAAUGAUUCUAAUAUAACUGAAAGAUUAUCCGAAGAAGAAGUUCAAGUUGGUGAAUAUCUUAAACAAGAUUUUGAAAGAUCUGGUAUUCACAUGGAUCCAACUACAAGAGAUAAUUUCGUAGCUAUAACACAAGAAAUUUCUAAAUUAGGAUCACAGUUUGGUAAUGGAAUUCAUAAAUUAGAAGCUUAUUGGUGUGAAGUUUCUAGACUUGAAUUUGAAUCUAUUAAAAAUCCUAAUUUGAAGAAAGAAAUUUUGAAACAUCAAGGUCCUCUCAGUAAUGAUGCAAAAUCUGUUCUGAUACCUUUAAUUGGUCAUAUUCCUUAUAGUAUUUUAACUGAUUGUGAUACUGAAUCAGUAAGAAGAAAAGUAUGGAUAUCAUUACAUAAUUCUCCUGAAGGACAAGUGCAUACUCUAAAUGAAUUUCUUAAAUCUAGAGCAUUAUUAGCAUCAAUGUUAGGAUAUAAAUCAUUUGCUCACUAUCAGCUCGAACAUAAAAUGGCUAAAAAUCCAGAGAAUGUAGUUACUUUCCUUAACAAUCUUCAAACAUCUUUGAGAAAGCAUGGUGUGUUAGAUGAACUUCGAAAUUUAUACAAGUACAAAGAAGAAAAUUCAACCGAAAGAAAUGCUUCUGACGAGGUGAUAUUUAAAAGUAUAAGACCAUGGGAUCGUGACUAUUUAUUGAGUAAAUUACAUGAAGAAUCUCAUGAUAAUGAAAAACAAUUACAAAACAUUAAUGAGUAUUUUUCUGUAGGCACUAUAAUAUCAGGAUUAAGCAAAUUAUUCACUUCCAUUUAUAAUAUAGAAUUUGUUCCUGAAGCUACAAUUAUGGGAGAAACUUGGGAUCAAGCCCAGGUAAGAAAAGUUAAAGUUGUCGAUUUAUCUGCCAACAAAACUCUAGGUUACCUUUAUCUUGAUUUCUGGUCACCAAAAGUUCUCCCAUCUCACUUUACCAUAGUGUGUCUGAGAAAAAUUAAUAAUACUGAAAAUGUAAAUGAUUUGAGACAUCUUGUUCAACUUGAUGAAAGUGAAGAAUUUCAAUUGCCGGUUAUUUCCUUAAUAUGUAACUUUCAAAGAUCUGCAUCAUCAUUUGGAAAAUUUGCUGGUCUAAAAGGUAAAGAAGCAACUUUACUUUCAUUAGAUCAAGUAGAUACUAUAUUCCAUGAAAUGGGUCAUGCUAUGCAUUCAAUGAUUGGAAAAACAAAUCUUCACAAUUUAUCAGGUACUAGAUGUGCAACUGAUUUUGUUGAAUUACCUUCAGUCUUAAUGGAAUCUUUUAGUAAUGAUCCUAGAGUUCUUUGUAAGAUAGGUAGACAUCACAUCACGGGUGAAUUGUUACCAGAAUCAUUAUUGAAAAAGCAUCAAGAAAAUAGAGUCAUUUUAGGAGAUUGUGAAACUUAUAUGCAAUUAAAGAUGGCAAUGUUAGAUCAAGUUUUACAUGACGAUUAUAUCGUUCAAAAUUUGCCUGGUAGCUUUUAUGAUUUUGAUUCAACUCCUGUUUAUCAUGAUUUAGAAAAGAAAUUAUCAAUCUUUGCUGAUGAUGUAUCAACUUGGCAUGGUAAAUUUCCUCAUUUAUUUUCUUAUGGGGCAGUUUAUUACUCUUAUUUAUUAGAUAGAGCCAUUGCAGAGAAAAUUUGGAAAGGAUUAUUUAAAGAUGAUCCUUGGAGUAGACAAGCAGGUGAGAAGUACAAAAAUAGUAUACUAAAAUGGGGAGGUACAAGAGAUCCUUGGGUAUGUUUGGCUGAUGCCUUGGAUAAUCAAGAAUUAAGUAAAGGUGACUCCAAAGCAAUGGAAAUUAUUGGUCUGGAUGCAUUAUCCGUGUGA